AUGGAAAUUGGUAUGCUACCAAUCUCUGCAUCAAAGAGAGGAAAACUCUUAGCUGCUGGUUACACAACACUCCACGCCAUUUCUCGCACUUCCACCACCAUCCUUGCUCGAGAUAUAGAAGUUUCUGAGAGUGAAGCUUCAGAAAUUCUGAAAUUUGCAACCAAAACUAGUGCUUUGGACAGAUCAAGUGGGAGUAAUACUAACAUUAUUGAUGGUGGUCAGACUGCUUGGGAUAUGCUCAAUGAGGAAAGGUUUUCUUCUCUCGUUACCACUUCUUGUGUUGAUCUAGAUAACAUCCUUGGUGGAGGAAUUAGUUGCAAAGAAGUCACUGAAAUAGGUGGUGUCCCGGGCAUUGGUAAAACCCAAAUAGGGAUUCAACUUGCAGUAAAUGUUCAGAUUCCACUAGACUACGGUGGCAUUGGUGGGAAGGCAAUAUACAUUGACACUGAAGGAAGCUUUAUGGUUGAACGUGUUCUACAAAUUGCUGAAGCAUGCAUAGAAGACAUGUCAGAAUAUAGCCACCACUUUCACAAAGAUAAUCAAGCUUAUGGAGUUAAAAUGCACCCUAAUAGCAUCUUGGAAAAUAUAUUCUAUUUUCGCGUUUGCAGCUAUACUGAACAAAUUGCUUUGGUAAAUUACUUGGACAAAUUUGUCACGGAGCAUAAAGAUGUGAAGAUCAUCAUUAUUGACAGCGUCACUUUCCACUUUCGCCAAGACUUUGAUGAUAUGGCUCUCCGAACACGAUUACUCGGUGAAAUGUCUUUAAAGUUGAUGAAGCUUGCAAGAAACUUUUCUUUGGCUGUUGUUAUGUUGAAUCAAGUUACAACCAAGCAUAUUGAAGGUUCAUUUCAAUUGACCCUUGCACUAGGUGAUAGCUGGUCGCAUUCUUGCACAAACCGGAUCAUCUUAUAUUGGAAUGGCGAUGAAAGACAUGCAUACAUUGAUAAGUCCCCUUCUCUUAAAUCAGCUUCAGCAUCAUAUUCUGUGACUUCUAGGGGGAUACGUAAUUGUAAUUCUACUUCCAACAGUAAAAGAAUCAAGAUGGUGUGA
Molecule: messenger RNA, 1050 nt
Organism: Lathyrus sativus (Indian pea)
Lineage: Eukaryota; Viridiplantae; Streptophyta; Magnoliopsida; Fabales; Fabaceae
Source: the annotation of a GenBank genome assembly